AUUUAUUUAUUGUCUGAAAAAAAAAAUGGCAGGAAACUAAUUGGAGCUAGGUACUUCAAUAAAGGGUAUGCAGCCUAUGGAGGAAAUAUUACUUCUAAAGUGAGUACGGCGCGAGACUAUGAUGGUCAUGGCUCCCACACACUAUCCACUGCAGGUGGAAACUUUGUCCCCGGAGCAAAUGUAUUCGGUGUGGGUAAUGGAACGGCUAAAGGUGGUUCGCCAAAAGCCCGAGUAGCUACAUACAGAGUGUGCUUUCCUCCAAUCAACGACUCAGAAUGCUUCGAUUCUGAUAUCAUGAAAGCAUUUGAUGCAGCAAUAGAUGAUGGAGUUGAUGUGAUUUCAUUGUCUCUUGGUGGAGAUCCUUCUGAUUACUUUGAUGAUGGCAUAGCGAUUGGAUCGUUCCAUGCUAAUAGGAACGGUGUAGUAGUGGUAGCUUCUGCUGGAAAUUCAGGACCAAUCCCUGGAACUGUUUCAAAUACCGCACCAUGGCUUUUGACUGUAGGAGCAAGCACCAUUGAUCGGGAAUUUCAAGCAGAUGUUAAACUGCAAAAUGGACUGUACCUAAAGGGGACAAGUCUUUCUAAACCAUUGCUGACGGAUACAUUUUAUCCACUUAUUAGUGCUGCAGUCGCUAAAGCUGCCCAUGCAACAGCCGAGGAUGCGAUACUCUGCAAGGCAGGAACACUAGACCCCAAGAAGGUGAAGGGUAAGAUUUUGGUAUGUCUUAGGGGGGAAAAUGCAAGAAUGGAGAAGGGUGAGCAGGCUAGACUUGCUGGUGCUGCCGGUAUGAUUCUCUGCAACGACAAGACAACUGGCAAUGAAAUCAUAGCAGAUCCUCACGUACUUCCAGCCACUCAAAUAAAUUAUACUGAUGGUGUUGCUCUCUUUUCCUACGUCAACAAAAACAAGAAUCCAUUAGGAUUGCUUACACCGCCUAAGGCAGUGGUGAACAUUAAGCCUGCUCCAUUUAUGGCUUCUUUCUCCUCCAGGGGACCAAAUACUGUCACUCCCGAAAUUCUCAAGCCUGAUAUUACUGCUCCUGGAGUAAAUAUCAUCGCUGCCUACUCUGAAGGAACGUCCCCUACAGAGAAUGCGUUUGAUACCCGAACAACUCCCUUUAUUACAGAAUCCGGAACCUCUAUGUCUUGCCCUCAUGUUUCUGGCAUAGUGGGAUUACUAAAGACUCUAUACCCCAAAUGGAGUCCAGCAGCAAUCAAGUCUGCCAUUACGACAACUGCAAGAACAAGAGACAACACGGAGAAUCCAAUGACCGACGCGGGUGAGAAAAAAGCAACACCGUUUGCAUAUGGUUCUGGACAUAUUCGACCAAACCGAGCCAUGAAUCCUGGAUUAGUCUACGACUUGAGUGUCAACGAUUACUUGGACUUCCUCUGUGGCAUUGGUUACAACCAGACACUGCUUAGCAGUUUCACAGGAUCAAAUAAGCCUUAUGAUUGUCCAAAGAAGUACAGUAUACUGAACUUCAACUACCCUUCCAUAACAGUGCCAAAUCUCUCUGGAUCAAUCACAGUGCACAGAAAACUGAAAAAUGUUGGCACACCGGGCAUUUACGCAGUCCGUAUCCGUCAACCGGCAGGAUUUUUAGUUUCUGUGGAACCCAAUAUCUUGAAGUUUGAUAAAAUUGGUGAAGAAAAGAGCUUCAAGUUGAAGAUAAAAUCCAAAAAAGCGGAUAAUGACGGUGAAUAUGUGUUUGGGGAAUUAUUAUGGUCAGACGGCAAGCAUUAUGUGAGGAGUCCAAUUACAGUCUCUUGAUUGGGCUUAACCCAUUACUAAUAUCUUGAAUUUUAUUUUUUAUUUAUUUUUUCCUUUUUUUCUUUCAGAAUUCUUUAUUGGAUAAAUAAUGUCUAGAUUGGUAAAGAACCGAUGUUUAUAAGUUUAAGUUAAAAUUAAUAAAAGUUUUCUAUUUAUUU
Messenger RNA from Olea europaea var. sylvestris, 1931 nucleotides. Its product is annotated as subtilisin-like protease SBT5.4. The annotation marks the transcript as partial. The record is from RefSeq and is a predicted model, not a curated record. NCBI's taxonomy places the organism in Eukaryota, Viridiplantae, Streptophyta, Magnoliopsida, Lamiales, Oleaceae. Gene Ontology annotation, molecular function: serine-type endopeptidase activity. Gene Ontology annotation, biological process: proteolysis. The transcript is spliced from 6 exons.